This is a messenger RNA of Hemiscyllium ocellatum (epaulette shark), 1503 nucleotides long. It is a transcript of the gene wwox, whose product is annotated as WW domain containing oxidoreductase. The transcript has 9 exons. NCBI's taxonomy places the organism in Eukaryota, Metazoa, Chordata, Chondrichthyes, Orectolobiformes, Hemiscylliidae. The record is from RefSeq and is a predicted model, not a curated record. The coding region runs from base 40 to 1284 and encodes 414 amino acids. Gene Ontology annotation, molecular function: protein binding.
UAAACAGUCUGGCGGUUGCGGUGUGAACCUGCGAGGACGAUGGCCGCUCUGAAGUAUGCGGGGCUGGACGACACCGACAGCGAGGAUGAGCUGCCUCCCGGCUGGGAGGAGAGAACCACAAAAGACGGCUGGGUUUACUACGCUAAUCAUAUUGAACUGAAGACUCAAUGGGACCAUCCCAAAACCGGGAAAAAGAAACGUGUAGCUGGAGAUUUGCCAUAUGGUUGGGAACGAGAAACAGAUGAUAAUGGUCAAGUGUACUUUGUUGAUCAUAUAAACAAAAGGACGACAUAUCUGGAUCCACGCUUAGCAUUUACUGUUGAAGAAGCAUCUGAAAAACCAAAUAUUCGGCAGAGAUAUGAUGGGAACAGUACUGCAAUGGAAAUUCUACAAGGUCGAGACCUAAGUGGCAAAGUUGUUGUUGUCACUGGAGCCAACUCUGGGAUUGGUUUUGAGACUGCACGCUCUUUAGCUUUGCACGGAGCACAUGUUGUCCUUGCCUGCAGAAAUCGAGCUCGAGGCAAUGUGGCCACACAAAGGAUACUGGACGAAUGGCAUAAAGCCAAGGUAGAAACUAUGACUUUGGAUUUAUCUUCCCUGCGGAAUGUUGAGCAGUUUGCAGAAGCUUACAAGACUAGAAACCUGCCUCUUCACAUACUGAUUUGCAAUGCUGGUGUGUUUGGAUCCUCAUGGCAAUUGACAGAAGAUGGUCUAGAGACCACUUUUCAAGUGAACCACCUGGGCCACUUCUACCUGGUACAGCUACUUCAAGAUGUCCUACGCCGCUCAAUACCUUCAAGAGUGAUUAUUGUAUCCUCUGAAUCACACAGAUUUACUGAUAUAAAGGAUUCCUCAGGAAAACUGGAUCUAAGUCGGCUCUCUCCUGCUAAGAAAGAUUACUGGGCCAUGCUUGCCUAUAACCGGUCGAAGCUUUGUAAUAUUCUCUUUUCGAAUGAGCUGAACCGCCGUUUGUCGCCUCAUGGAGUAACCUCCAAUGCUUUGCAUCCAGGAAACAUGAUGUACACCUCAAUACACCGCGGCUGGUGGUUAUACACCCUACUGUUUACCUUGGCUCGUCCUUUUACCAAGUCAAUGCAACAGGGAGCUGCCACCACUAUCUACUGUAGCAUUGCCCCGGAGCUGGAGGGACUGGGAGGGAUGUACUUCAACAACUGCUGUCGGUGCCUGACGUCUCAGCAAGCCCAGGAUGAAGCAUCAGCCUGUGCCUUGUGGGAGCUGAGCGAGAAGCUCAUCCAAGAGCGAGCUGGCAGCCAACCUGCCUAACAUGCAGCCCGGUUUGUGAAGACGGAAGCAAGCAACCUUGCACCAGAAAACUGCUGUCCUCAAAUAUUCUCUUUUUCUCUCUCUCUCUCUCCCCCUGUCUAGUUCUUUGCCAACGUUAUCAGUGUGUGAGAUUGAGCGCUUCUCAAAUAAAGCUUAACCCUUUACAACCUCUGGUGAAUUCUGACUGCUGUUUGAGGAAUAGAUCAGGUUUCACUCACG